Molecule: messenger RNA, 3187 nt
Organism: Prinia subflava (tawny-flanked prinia)
Lineage: Eukaryota; Metazoa; Chordata; Aves; Passeriformes; Cisticolidae
Gene: EMC7
Product: ER membrane protein complex subunit 7
Exons: 5
Coding region: 44-772 (242 amino acids)
Cellular component (GO): EMC complex
Molecular function (GO): carbohydrate binding
Source: RefSeq, a predicted model, not a curated record
GGCCAUCCCUGCCGGCGGCGGCGCAGGCGCAGGGCGGGCGGCGAUGGCGGCGCGGGCAGGGGCCCUGUGGCUGGCUCUGCUGUGUCUCUCGGCGGCGCCGCUGCCCCGCGGCGCCCGCGGAUCGGAGCCCGUCGGGCCGGCGGAGCCGUCGGGCGGCGCGGGCCCCGGGGAGCGGUUUAAGAUCGAGGGCCGGGCCGUGGUGCCCGGGGUGAAGCCGCAGGACUGGAUCGCGGGUGCCCGGGUGCUGGUGGACGGGGAGGAGCACGUCGGCUUCCUGAAGACCGAUGGAAGUUUUGUGGUUCAUGAUGUACCUUCAGGAUCUUACGUGGUAGAAGUUAUAUCCCCUGCUCAUAAAUUUGAGCCCGUGCGAGUUGACAUAACUUCAAAAGGCAAAAUGAGAGCAAGAUAUGUGAAUUACAUCAAACCCUCUGAAGUUGUCAGGCUGCCAUAUCCACUCCAGAUGAAAUCUUCCGGACCACCUUCGUAUUUUAUAAAGAGAGAAUCUUGGGGAUGGACAGAUUUCCUCAUGAACCCUAUGGUGAUGAUGAUGGUUCUUCCAUUACUGAUAUUUGUGCUUUUGCCUAAAGUUGUCAACACCAGUGAUCCUGAUAUGAGGCGGGAAAUGGAGCAGUCAAUGAACAUGCUGAAUUCCAACCAUGAGCUGCCAGAUGUGUCUGAAUUCAUGACAAGACUUUUCUCUUCAAAAUCUUCCAGCAAGUCUGGUGGUAGCAGCAGUAAAGCAGGGAAAAGUAGUUCUGGAAAAAGGAGGUAGUUAAGUCUUCCUCCUAAGUCUGAGUUUCCACAGCUCUUUGGUGUCAUGUUUAUUUGUCUUUGAAAGAUCAAAAAACCACUGCUGUAAACUUUACCCAGGCACAACAUAGGUUAUGCUACAAGUGUGGUUUGUAGCUUUUUUUAGACUCUAUAAUGGGUUUUGUACUUGACAGUAAGCAAAAGAUGACAUGGCUUCAAUACUGUAUCUGUAUAAAGUUAUUGAUGAUAUUGAAUUAACUAUAUUGUUCUGUAGAGAAUUAAAUUAUACAAUGUGUUUCAUGGUAAUAAAUGUCUUCAGACAAUGUAUAAAAAAAUUUCAAAGAUAAUAGGAGCGGAGUUCAGUUUUAAGCUGUCUUUAAUGUUUUACACUUGUUGAGUUUUGAAGUGAACAAAUCAUCCUUUCAAAAUGGAGUUGGGAGUUUACUGGGUAAGUAAUUUGCUGUAUCAGCUUGUCACAUUACAUAUAAAAUAAUUUUAUUUUAUGCUGUUUGCUGCCUGUACAAUUUACAGAAUCACAGAGUGGGUAAGGUUGGAGGGGACCACAGUGAGUCCUCUGGUCCCAUGUCCCAGUCAGGGUCAUCCUAGAGCAUGGGAUUGCAUCCAGUUGGUUCUUGGAUAUCUUCAGUGAGGGAGACUUCACAACCUCUCUGGCCAAUCUUUAGUUCAAAGAUUUUCCACUAUGUAUUCCCCAGUUUUACUCUGAUCUACUUUCUGCUAAAAACUCUUUGGGAGGAAAGAAAGCAAAGUAUCUUGCAUGAGGAAGUCAUUUAAGCUGUCAAGAUCUCAAAUCUUUCUUUUCUAAUUUAUGUGUAUCACUUCUGUGACACUGAGGUGUAGCAAUACAUCUGUAUAACAGGCCAUUCUGAUGCACCAGCCAAACUGUUUGGGAGUAAUCUUACAACCACCUGCAGUUAUUGCUAUCAGAACCCUCAGGAAUUCAUCAAGGUUACUGAGAAAAACAGGGCUGAAAAUAAGAAGAAGAGCCUGAGAAAGAAGAAUACCAAGACAACAAGAGUAAGCUAAGGGAGGCCAUGAAGGCUCUGAACUGUAGCCAGUCACAUUCCCUAAGGGACGCGUGCCUGCCUCGUGGACAGGGCGAGCUGGCCAAUGAAAUGAUGCAUGACCAUGUGAACAAACACCUUAGAGUCUGUAACUGUGUGUUAAUGUGAACAAUAAAUCAGCUUCUGCCUCAGUCAUAGUGGUUGGUCGUACAGAUGCCUGUGCUCCUGCACUGAAGCUUUUCACUCUUUCUAUGUGUGCUGUGCUUUCAGCUUACCAAUGGAAUGAUUUGAGGCAAAAUACAGAAUUUGAAAUGAAGUUCAAGUUAACUAAUUUUAAAACGAAAGAAAAGAACUCCAGGUGUAGCAGGAAGCUAAAUUCUGCUCAUCUUAAAAAAUAUGUUCCAAAGUAUAUGGCUCUUGAGGAAUGCUUAGUCACCGACAGAACUUUGUUCUUUGAGCAUGCCUCUAUAUGACUUACACAGUAUCUUUUCAAGCUACCUAGAGAAAAGUUGUAAAAACUGAUUGUUUUUCACUAUGUCUGCAAAUUAAAAUGACAGCAAACUUGCCACACCCAUAGCAACAGUCCAUAAAAAUUUUUUCAUCAUAAAUGCUGUUCUUCAUCUUUACAGCUGGUAACUUGUUCAGUAACAGUGUCCAUGCACCAUAGGUAAUGUAUAUCUGCUUCCAAAAAAAGGUAUUUAAUACCCACUUACAGUACAUCUGAAGCAAAAUCAAUUCUAAUGCAUGUACUUGUUCUGCCAUACACAAGAAGAGGGCUAUAAAUUUUCUUAGAAUACAUAUUUAGAAGUUAUACUGGGAAAAAUUAAAGUUGCAAGGGACUAAAUCCUCAUUCAUAAUAUUACGUCAAUUUUUUAAGGUUUUAAGCACAUUUUGCUUGAAUGGUCUUUUUGUUUCACAUAUGAAGUAAAAUAUUUUCGAUGGAGACAAGAAGAUAUUUGGAUGUUCUUGCUGGAAGGAUCUACUGAAAUACGUGUCAAGUUGCAUUGGUGAAGAAAAAAAUUAUUAAAAAACCCUCUUUCAGCAGUGUCCUAUGAAAAAAAUAUAUGAAAAACAGCAAUACUUUGAAGGUGGAGCAAUUAGCAUUGUUACUGUGCUAUCCUGGAAGUACAAGCCAUGGGUUACUUUUGUUUAACAGUAUUUGAAAUAACAAUUGAAUUGCUUUAGCUUAUAAUUAAUCAUACGGAUGCAUUUUUCCAUGUUAGGAACAUGGCAAAAUUACAAAGGUAGGAACUAAUAUUUCUGCCUUCUUUCAUGGUGUCUGUUCACAUUCUUGAUUUGUCUUCAAGGGAGAAUGGAGAAUUCAGGCCAUGAAAAGAUGAAAGCCUUUGUUAAGAGUGCAGAGUGAAAAAGUUCACAGGAACUGUAAAAAUCGUAUUAAAACUUUGGAAGGAGCA